Molecule: messenger RNA, 477 nt
Organism: Cylindrotheca closterium
Lineage: Eukaryota; Bacillariophyta; Bacillariophyceae; Bacillariales; Bacillariaceae
Source: the annotation of a GenBank genome assembly
AUGCCUGAUGCUAAGGAAGGAGAAGAUCGCGUCUACAUGAAAAUCACUGGCAUGAUGGUCCAGAUAUUGAUUGACAUGGCCCCAGAGUAUCGCAAAUACGUUGUAUUAGAGAACGGAAAGCGAGUAAUCUAUGUGCGGGUACUACGUGCUAUAUAUGGGAUGUUGCAAUCGAGCCUCCUAUUCUAUAAUCAAUUUCGAAGUGAUUUGGAGCAAACUAUCAGAUUUCAUGUUGACAAUCUUAUGUCAAGUCACAUGGAUCCAAAAGUAAAUGAGGAAUUUGCUGUUGAACAUGAGAUAUGGUUCGAUCAAGGCAUGCACAAUUGUCAGAGGAAAGAUACACAGAUAUCUUGGAAUGACUUUGGAUUUCUUGGUGAAAGGAAAACUCAAGAUCUGCAUGGACGACUAUGUCAAGAACAUGUUGGAAGAUUUUCCUAUCAAGUUCAACAAGGAUUCAAAGCAGGAAACACCAGCUGGUAA